Molecule: messenger RNA, 1542 nt
Organism: Aspergillus caelatus
Lineage: Eukaryota; Fungi; Ascomycota; Eurotiomycetes; Eurotiales; Aspergillaceae
Product: Zn(II)2Cys6 transcription factor domain-containing protein
Exons: 5
Coding region: 226-1131 (301 amino acids)
Biological process (GO): regulation of DNA-templated transcription
Molecular function (GO): DNA-binding transcription factor activity, RNA polymerase II-specific; zinc ion binding
Source: RefSeq, a predicted model, not a curated record
UGAUAUCACUCGUUUGUUUACAGUUCGUAGGCUGUAGUCAAUCUCUCCACAAACAUUUAACUUCUAUGGCGUACUAUAAACCCAAUUAACAUCAACAUCGCCUUUCGAUCUGCACAAAAACUGUCGACUCUUUGCCCUCAUCGAUAACUAUACCCAGCCACUUCAGUACCUUAGGUUGGCUUAAAGUCCAUUAAUCUUCCAUCUGGGACAUUCAUAUUGUACAUAAUGAACGCACAUCAAUCAUCAACCACCUCAUGCCAUUCACGUUCGGAUAGCAAUCUUCGCAAAAGGGUAAGCAAGGCAUGUGAUCGAUGUAGAUUAAAGAAGUCAAAGUGCGACGGUACUACACCUUGUGGACGGUGUAGGGCAGAUAAUUCUAUCUGUUUCUUUGGCGAGAGGAAGAGAACUCCCAAUUAUGGAAGAUUGUACCCCAAGGGAUAUGUUGAGAUGCUAGAGCAGCAACAGACCUGGCUUGUGUAUGGCCUUCAGAAAUUAUAUCAACUUUCUAGGAAGAGGGAACGCCCGCAAAAUAGUCCAGUGAAAUGCGGACAAGAUGGUCACCCACUUACACAUGAUCUACUCACACAGCUCGGCGUUCUGGACCAUAUGAAAGAGAGUUAUUUUGAAGAAAAUAUCGAGGCUCUGCAGCAGAAAUUGUGGGAUCAGAGCGCUGGGAGCUUUCAAAACCUGGAUCUAUCAAACAGAAGUUCAAAGAGCACACAAACACCGCCCACAGACUCAUGUUCUGGAGAUGCCUGCGUACCAUUUGAACUUCCUCCUAUGCCUCCAAGCUUCAUAUCACAGGCGUCAACAAUCAAGCUUCAACCUCAAACACUUCCUCAGAAUCCGCUAUACAUUGAACCAGUGUGGUUACAGGGAGCGGGAAGCCCUACCACUUCACACGGCCUGUCGCAAUUAUCCAACAGUGACUUCGAUGCCUUUGAUGAAAUAUACAGGAUGGAACCAUCCCAAAUAAUUAAUCACAAAUUCGAUAACCCAAUGUUAUCGCCGGUAUUUCACUGUCAGAUACCCGCAAGCUGCGUGACAAUGCCCUCUUUCAUGGAUGCAAAAAGUGAACAUGAUGAUUUCUAUCAAUAUCUGGAUCUAAACUCAACAACCUCGCCCAUCUAACUGAUACUCUUUGACCUUGCAGUGCAAAGCGAUUAAACAUGGUACCAAGACAGGAACUACGGCUGACUAUAAUGACCAGCUCAGAACUUGUCAAAAGUUGUCACUUCCCCGGUAGGCAAUACUCAUCUCAUGAACCUUAUGGGUGAGGCGCUGGUUCAACUUUAUCUUAUACUGGCUCUCAGGCAGCUCUGCCUCCCCGGCUAGGUAUAGGAACUUCGCCAGGCAAUUUAUGGAAAUUAUCUCCUACUUUCAUUAUCAAGUUACGCAGCUCUACUUGCGCUUUGAUUUGACAGCGGGGGUCACGUAAAGCUCAGGUCACGGUGUCAUAUAUCUUAUCAGUGGACUGGUAAGGGUUUGUGGUGUCUUCUUGUAGACGGGCACGAUCUGUUGCUCUGGCGUCAGUAGCUUGGC